AUGAAGCUAGAGAACCUUGAGAAGGCCUACCAGAUGCGGCCUGAAGCUAGAGGUACCGUCAAGGUGUUGAUGGACACCAGGGGCCCUGAGAUCAGGACGGGGUACUUCAAGGUGUACAACUCCAAGAAGGUGUUGGAGGCUGGCCAGGAGUUCAAGUUGGUUACAGACUACAGUGUCAAGGGCGACGAGAAUCACGUCGCGAUCACCUAUAGCAGGUUGCCCAAGGACAUCACUCGACAUCAAGGUGGGCCAGCAGAUCUUGGUGCAGGACGGCACUGUCAUUCUCGACGUCACGUCGACGGGAGACGACUUCGUUAUGUGCAAG
Molecule: messenger RNA, 325 nt
Organism: Prorocentrum cordatum
Lineage: Eukaryota; Dinophyceae; Prorocentrales; Prorocentraceae
Source: the annotation of a GenBank genome assembly